Molecule: messenger RNA, 4927 nt
Organism: Pygoscelis adeliae (Adelie penguin)
Lineage: Eukaryota; Metazoa; Chordata; Aves; Sphenisciformes; Spheniscidae
Gene: MYO1B
Product: myosin IB
Exons: 30
Coding region: 1-3411 (1136 amino acids)
Biological process (GO): vesicle transport along actin filament; actin filament organization
Cellular component (GO): actin cytoskeleton; vesicle; cytoplasm
Molecular function (GO): ATP binding; actin filament binding; microfilament motor activity
Source: RefSeq, a predicted model, not a curated record
AUGGCCAAAAUGGAGGUCAAGACAUCACUUUUAGACAACAUGAUAGGGGUGGGAGAUAUGGUUCUCUUAGAGCCACUUAAUGAAGACUCGUUCAUCAAUAAUCUGAAAAAGCGCUUUGAUCACAAUGAAGUAUAUACAUACAUUGGCAGCGUGGUGAUAUCAAUAAACCCCUACAGAUCUCUACCCAUUUAUACUCCAGAGAAAGUGGAAGAAUACAGAAACCGAAACUUUUAUGAACUCAGUCCUCACAUCUUUGCCCUGUCAGAUGAAGCAUACCGAUCUUUAAGGGACCAGGACAAAGACCAGUGUAUCCUUAUUACAGGAGAGAGUGGAGCUGGAAAAACAGAGGCGAGCAAACUUGUCAUGUCAUAUGUAGCUGCUGUGUGUGGAAAAGGGGCAGAGGUUAAUCAAGUAAAAGAACAACUUUUGCAGUCAAAUCCAGUUCUUGAAGCUUUUGGAAAUGCCAAGACCGUGAGGAAUGACAACUCCUCUAGAUUUGGAAAAUACAUGGAUAUUGAGUUUGAUUUCAAGGGUGACCCGCUUGGAGGAGUUAUAAGCAACUAUCUGCUAGAGAAGUCUCGUGUUGUUAAGCAGCCAAGAGGUGAAAGAAACUUUCACAUUUUCUAUCAGAUAUUGUCUGGUGCAUCGGAAGACUUCCUCUGCAAACUCAAACUGGAGCGGGACUUCAGCAGAUACAACUACCUGGGCCUUGAUUCUGCCAAAGUGAAUGGAGUGGAUGAUGCUGCAAACUUCAGAACAGUUAGGAAUGCAAUGCAGAUUGUUGGUUUUAUGGAUCAUGAAACACAGUCUGUUUUUGAAGUGGUGGCAGCCGUUCUGAAAUUGGGAAAUAUUGAAUUUAAGCCUGAAUCUCGUGUGAAUGGCCUAGAUGAAAGUAAAAUCAAAGAUAAAAAUGAACUCAAGGAAAUCUGCGAGUUGACGGGUAUAGACCAGUCUGUAUUGGAAAGAGCUUUCAGCUUCCGGACGGUUGAAGCCAAGCAAGAGAAAGUUUCAACAACGCUAAAUGUGGCUCAGGCUUAUUACGCCCGUGAUGCUCUGGCUAAGAAUUUAUAUAGUCGACUGUUCUCUUGGCUUGUUACCAGAAUCAAUGAGAGCAUUAAGGCACAAACAAAAGUGAGAAAGAAGGUAAUGGGAGUGCUGGACAUCUAUGGCUUUGAAAUUUUUGAGGACAACAGCUUUGAGCAAUUCAUUAUCAACUACUGUAAUGAGAAGUUGCAGCAGAUCUUCAUUGAACUUACCCUCAAAGAAGAGCAGGAGGAAUACAUCCGAGAGGGGAUUGAAUGGACUCAUAUUGAGUAUUUCAACAAUGCUAUAAUUUGUGACCUAAUAGAAAAUAACCAAACUGGAAUCCUGGCCAUGCUAGAUGAAGAAUGCCUGAGACCAGGAACUGUUACUGAUGACACCUUUUUAGAAAAACUGAACCAAGUCUGUGCCACUCACCAGCAUUUUGAGAGCAGGAUGAGCAAGUGCUCCCGGUUCCUCAACGACACCUCCUUGCCUCACAGCUGCUUCAGGAUUCAGCAUUACGCUGGCAAGGUUAUGUACCAGGUGGAAGGAUUUGUUGACAAAAAUAAUGAUCUUCUGUACCGUGACCUCUCCCAGGCCAUGUGGAAGGCCAGUCACUCUCUUAUCAAAGCGUUGUUCCCAGAAGGUAACCCCGCUAAGAUCAAUCUAAAGAGACCACCGACAGCAGGUUCACAGUUCAAGGCUUCGGUUGCUACCCUGAUGAAAAAUCUUCAGACAAAAAAUCCAAACUACAUUAGGUGCAUCAAACCCAACGACAAAAAGGCUGCACACAUUUUCAAUGACGCCCUGGUGUGCCACCAGAUCCGCUACCUUGGUCUUCUGGAGAACGUCCGGGUCAGAAGGGCAGGUUAUGCAUUUAGGCAGGGGUACGAGCCUUGCCUGGAAAGGUACAAAAUGCUGUGUAAGCAGACGUGGCCCCACUGGAGAGGACCAGCCAGGGCUGGCGUAGAGGUACUGUUUAAUGAAUUGGAAAUCCCUGAAGAAGAAUUUUCAUUUGGUAGAUCAAAGAUAUUCAUCCGCAACCCAAGAACGCUCUUCAAACUAGAAGAUCUGAGAAAGCAGCGGUUGGAGGACUUGGCUACUCUAAUUGAGAAGAUUUAUAGAGGUUGGAAGUGCCGCACACGCUUCUUGUUAAUGAAAAAAAGCCAGAUUGUGAUUGCUUCCUGGUACAGGAGAUAUGCACAACAAAAAAAGUAUCAGAAGAUAAAGAGUUCGGCUGUUAUAGUACAGUCUUACAUCAGAGGAUGGAAGGCUCGGAAACUUCUUCGGGAGCUUAAGCAUCAGAAGCGUUGUAAUGAGGCUGCCACAAUAAUUGCCGCUUAUUGGCAUGGUACCCAGGCGCGAAGGGAACUGAGACGACUGAAGGAGGAGGCUAGAAAUAAACAUGCUAUUGCUGUUAUUUGGGCUUACUGGCUUGGAUAUAAGGCUCGAAGGGAAUUGAAACGCUUGAAGGAGGAGGCUAGGCGUAAGCAUGCUGUUGCAGUCAUUUGGGCUUACUGGCUUGGACUGAAGGUCCGUAGAGAGUACAGGAAAUUCUUCAGAGCCAAUGCUGGAAGAAAAAUCUAUGAAUUUACCCUUCAGAGAAUUAUGCAAAAAUACUUCCUGGAAAUGAAGAAUAAGAUGCCUUCUUUAUCACCAAUAGAUAAAAACUGGCCAGCGAGACCUUACCUUUUCUUGGAUUCAACUCACAAGGAACUAAAGAGGAUUUUCCAUUUGUGGAGGUGUAAAAAGUACAGAGACCAGUUCACAGAUCAGCAGAAGCUUAUAUAUGAAGAAAAACUGGAAGCAAGUGAACUUUUCAAGGACAAGAAGGCUUUAUAUCCAGCCAGUGUUGGGCAGCCGUUCCAAGGGGCUUACUUGGAAAUCAGCAAGAAUCCCAAGUACAAAAAACUUAAAGAUGCUGUGGACGAAAAGAUCAUUAUUGCAGAAGUUGUGAAUAAGAUCAAUAGAGCUAAUGGGAAGGCUACAUCCAGGAUUUUCUUAUUAACCAAAAAUAACGUUCUUCUUGCGGAUCAAAAAUCUGGGAAUAUCAAGUCAGAGGUUCCACUGGGAGAUGUUACCAAAGUGUCCAUGAGCUCCCAAAAUGAUGGCUUCUUUGCAGUGCACCUCAAGGAGGGUUCAGGAGCAGCUGGUAAAGGAGAUUUCCUGCUCAGCAGCGAUCACCUUAUUGAAAUGGCCACUAAACUCUACCGCACUACUCUCAGCCAAACCAAACAGAAGCUCAACAUUGAGAUAUCCGAUGAGUUUCUGGUCCAGUUCAGACAAGACAAAGUGUGUGUGAAGUUCAUACAAGGCAGCCAGAAAAAUGGCAACAUCCCAACUUGCAAGCGAAAAAACAAUCGGCUUCUUGAAGUGGCUGUCCCUUAACUGCAGCUGGUGACUCUCCCUUUCACGGACUUGUUUCUUUGUAAUAGUGCAAUUUUAGUUGUUUGGUUUUGCUGGUUUUAUCCCUUUCUGGAGCUGUUGAUGGCUAAUAGCUUUAGAAACCCUUGGCAAAACAUUUGAUCAAUCGACUUUUUAAUCUUUUUGUUCAUGCCAGAGUUUUAACCCUCAAAAUGCAGAUUUUUACCCAGUGAGGCAUUUUUACCAGCUGGCACGUAUCUGUCAUACACAAAUCAUUCUCUUUGUUUAGCGGUCAUAUUUUAGUGCAGCAUACCGUAAACCCACAUAUUAAUGAUAAAUUACUCAUAUUCCUUAGUCUAGAGAUCCGCUUAACAGGAACUAUACGUGGCCUUGAUGCUUGAUGGCCGCUUGUGCCCAGUGUCUUUUUAUACCGACCUGUUCUGGUGUUCUGACAGGCUCCUUGCUUUGCCACCGCUGGGGAGACCGGCAGAACGGAGACCAACACACUAACUCCUAUAGUUAACACUAGGACCUAUGUAACUCGAUCUUUUAGUCCAUACAGCACAGGAACAUCUAAUUCUGCAAAACAGAAGGAAUAUAUGAUUAUACAAGCAGCUAUAUGCAUAAUUUUAGAGUAAAAAAUGCAGACAUUUUGAAACAGGAUUUUUAAUUAGGUCAGAUGUUUUUAAUGACUUUAUACAGUAGAAAUCAGUAAAAUUAAAAAAGCUUGUUUCUUUCACAAGAGCUAUACAGUUCAAGGCAUAUUUCCUGUUCUGCUUUUUUUCUUUUAAAUUAUCAGUUAAGAUUAGAGCCUGAAGAAUGCAGUAGUAUUCAUAACACAAGUAAAUGCUAGGUAUUUAAGCAGUUAGUUAUCAAGCAAAAGGUUUGAGCCAUUCUUUUAGAUGUUGGCAUGUACAAUGUGCAAUAAAACAUACAUGACAUUUUGUGAAAAAUUAUUUAUAAUACAUUUUUGUGUGCAAGAGAGAGGAUUGGUGCAGACUGCAUAGACAAUGUAGGGGUUAAAAUAGAUUUGUGUUGUUAAUUUGCAGUUUUUUAGAGUGUACACUACAGUUGUCAAUUUGGGAAGAAUACUUAGAAUUAAAAAAUCCUUAAUUUGGGGGUCUGUAUAUAAAUUGGUAUUACGGUAAUAAAACUGUUCUAAUUCUGUGCUCUUUGGUACUCCUAUGUUAUAACCAUAUUUUUGUACUCCAACUAUUUUAUAUAACUUGUGUGCCUGAUGCAAAUUCGUGCACAGAAAAUACAAUCAAGAGCUGCAUUAUAAACCUUCAGUGUAACUGAUUGCACUUAAUCUUUUAUAAGCCAGAAGCAUUAGUUGAAAUCCUUAAGAGGAGAGAUGCAUUUUUAGAUAGAAGUAACUACUCAAGUGAAGGGUUUGUGCGAUGUGUGUUUGAUUUGUUGAUGCAAGGACAGUUGAGAAAGCAUUGUAUUUUUGCAGUCUGAUAUAGGACAGAUUAAGACCCUGGGUAUCUGAUGUGCAGUGCUGGAAGUCCAAGCAUAAAUAAAGGAAAGAUAAAGAAAA